Dicrocoelium dendriticum is the source of this 426-nucleotide messenger RNA. The record is from the annotation of a GenBank genome assembly. Lineage: Eukaryota; Metazoa; Platyhelminthes; Trematoda; Plagiorchiida; Dicrocoeliidae.
CAAUGGAGCAGCAAUACAACAGGCGGUACGGAGCACAGAGAAGGAUGUUCAGAGUUGGCGAAUUUGUAUCUGCAGCGGCUAUUCAGGGACGGCGGAUCAGCUGGAUACCAGGACGCAUCGUGCGACGUCGGGGGCGGGUGAUGUACGAUGUUCAAGUCGGUGCGCAGGUAUGGAGACGUCACGCAAAUCAGCUGAAACCGCGGUGUACACUGGAAGGUGAUGUUCAGAAUGCCAACAGAUUUGAUGUUAAUGAGUUGCUUGACAAUGGCAAACCAAGUGCUUCUUCACGCCGAGAAUCUCAACCAAGGGAAUGCCCGGAACAAGAAGGUCGGAACAGACCCCAACGAACAAGAAAAUUUGUACAGCCGUUUCAAGUGGACCCGCGUCGGAAAAGCUAUGUUCCGUACAGGUAACUAACUUUUUUUU